Molecule: messenger RNA, 2677 nt
Organism: Aphanomyces astaci
Lineage: Eukaryota; Oomycota; Saprolegniomycetes; Saprolegniales; Verrucalvaceae
Exons: 9
Coding region: 7-1476 (489 amino acids)
Biological process (GO): dephosphorylation
Molecular function (GO): phosphatase activity
Source: RefSeq, a predicted model, not a curated record
GCAAGGAUGAAGGUCACCACUUCUGUGCGUGCCGUCGUCGUCAUGCUGCUUCCGUGUGCAGCAAGUCACAUGUAUCCGUCCUAUUGCGCCAAGGACAUGAGGUUGAGUGCGAUCCAGCCUCUGGAUCAGACGCUGUUGUCAACUGUGGAGUUGGUGCAAGUUCAAAUCGUGGUCCGGCAUGGGGCGCGGACUCCGUGCUACCCAGACAGCUGCUGGAAAGACUACGAUGAGGAAUGGAACUGCAUUGCGCGAGAGUUGUCUCGGCCUUCCUUGACAGGUCUGGACGACGUUCCUUCACGCAAGCACAAUAAACAAGCGCUCGAGUUCACCAAAGUGUUCACGGCCGGGGGCAACAUCCGCCGCGGCAAUUGCAGUCUUGGCCAACUCACUGACGAAGGGUUUGCCCAGGAAGUCCAAAAUGCCAAACACUUCCGAGACGCGUACGUGACGUCCGCCGUCGGUCUGUUCGCCGCAGACGAAGCCGUGGACUUGACCGACCCGUCUGACGUGUAUUUCGAAAGCAGCGACAUCCCGCGGACGGUGCAAUCUGGACAGACCAUUGUCCAAGGAAUGUUUCCAUCGGUGGCCCAUCCUACGAAGCCCGUGCCUUGGCACACCCAGGACAAAGCCGUGUCGACGAUCUUCCCCAACGAAGCCAACUGUCCGACCUUGGCUGCGGUGGGCAAGCAAUGGUUGGCCAGCCCCGAGUUUCACGCAUGGGCAGUCGCGCCAGCCAACUUGGAGCUGGACGCGGCGUUGGACGAGACUCUGACCUCGUUCAGCGCCCCCAGCUUGUUUGACUGCCUCAUGACAUCCAAAUGCACCGAUCGCCGGAUCCCCAUGUCAGACGAACUGUUCCGCGUCACCGUCCAUCGUGAAGAGACCUCGGUGCUCCUGCAAUACCUGUUUCAUGACAGCAAGUACUCCAAGGUCGCCAUGAAGGCCUUCCUGCAGCAGGCCAUCACGUCGCGGCUCUUGGACGCGGCAGAAAAUCACCACCGCCGCCGCCCACUGCGACUCGCCCUCUAUUCUGUUCAUGAUUCGUCGCUGAUGGCGCUACUGGCCGCGCUUGGAGGGGACCUCUGGCUCACGGAAUGGGUGCCGUACGCCAGCCACAUGGUGUUUGAAGUGUACAGAGCCAAACGGUCCCGACAAGCCAACACGCUGAGCGACCACACGACCGCUUCAAUUGACCACCCGUCGUUUUUCGUACGAGUGCUGUACCAAGGCCAGCCACUCUUACUAGGCCCAUGCACUACUGAGCUGUGUCCGGUGGACGAGCUCGCUGCGCUUGUGGACGCGAUGCCGUCCUGUCACGUGCCCCUGACAUUGUCCAACCACGUCGCAGCGGUCAAACCUGUGCCGAUGAUGAUGCUCAUGCUGGCGUUUGGGGUGGUCGUGGGUGGCGGCAUCGGCUACAUCGUCGCGUGGCGCCGCUCGCUUUGGUCAUCGACCCAGGUGUAUCAACGUUUAUAGAGUAAUUACUUUAUUUCAGGUUGUUUAUUACAUGGAUGACACAAACAACCGAGACCUCGUUGAAUCACAAAUAUAACGAUCCAUGGAAAAUCCAUGGAAUUCCCCCUUUUAAUCCCCGCGAGGUCCAAAGAAAAUGUAUCGACGCCAUCCCGUCUUUUCAAUGUCGACACCGUUCUCGGUGAGCUUUUGGAAUGCCUUGGCAAAGUCCUUGUGCCACAAGUCUUCGUCCUUGGCGUACAGUUCCACGUACUUUUUGAACUCGGGGUCCCAAAUGAAGGCCAUGUCGGCGGGCAGCAUCAUGAGCUCGCCCGUGGGGUCGGUGUAUUGCUGCGGCCCCUUCCACUUCUUGAGCGUCCACUUGUUCUCGAGCAGUUCACGGUAGUAUUCGUUCGAGAAUGUCCACUCUGCGCGCGUCCAAGGACCGCUGAACCCGCUUCGGGACGGGUAGCACCGCCCGACGGCAUGCGCGCCGAUCAACGCCACGAUUUCCCGGUCGUUGAAGCCCAUGCGGUAAAAGAUUUCACGCACGUGGUUGAUGGUGUUGGGCUUGGAGCCCUUGUCGGCGUCGGGCAAGCGACCGUCGGGGGUGCAUUCGUCGCCGCUCACAGCGUCCUUUCGACCCAAAUGGAACUUGACUUCCGGGCCCCCCAUUUCCGAGAUCGCGACGAUCCCGGCCAACACAUACAAGUCGGCGUAGGAAAUGCCAGGGUAGUUUUUCUUGAUGGGUUCCAGCUUCUCGAUGGCGGUAUCCAGACCCGCAUUAGCGCCAUGAUUGAUCUCCGGGUCAUGGCGAAUGGUGCCACCCUUGGAGCCGCCACUAUUGUCCUUCUUGCUGUACGUGCCGGACGAGUGCCACGCGAGGCGCACCAGCGUGGGUCCGAGGUACGCGUCUUUUUCGAUCAAUUCCGCGAUUUCCAAUCGAAUUUUUGCAACAUCGGGAACCGUUUCCUUGGCAUGGAGAAUGGUCAUCGAAGCACCGGCUGUCAACAGAAGCGCCGCGGACAUGGCCGACACGUUCAUGGUCUUGGACGACUUGGUGGUCUUCGCCGCUGUCAUCAUGCUGCGGACCAUGGCGCGGGGGGCGUUCACGCGAGCAAUCGAGGUCGCAGCGCCGAGACGGGUGGCGCGGGAAGCAACUUGACGGAACAUCCUUAGGUGCGACGCUCGUCAAAAUCUGGAAUGGGGGGUGUGAAAACGAAGG